Molecule: messenger RNA, 1869 nt
Organism: Panicum virgatum (switchgrass)
Lineage: Eukaryota; Viridiplantae; Streptophyta; Magnoliopsida; Poales; Poaceae
Product: UPF0481 protein At3g47200-like
Exons: 2
Coding region: 151-1629 (492 amino acids)
Source: RefSeq, a predicted model, not a curated record
AUAUAAUGUAGUGCUGGCCAGUAUUCCCCACAGCAGGAUAAUGAAAUGUUGGGCUCUAUAAGGGGAGCGUCGACUUUGGCUGUUCCUCUUGCCCUGUUUCCCUCUUGCAUGCGUUGCUUACUCUUCAGCAGCUUGCUGGACGAUUGAAGCAUGGAACCAGCUGCUGCAGCAUGGGUGCCUGCUUGCAACUGCGCAGGGGAGCCGGCGCCAUGGCAGCUGGUUGAGUACUACGCAGCAUCAGCAGCAGCCACACAUCAGCAUUGUUAUCCCAUGGAGAACAAUGACGAAGCAGCACAAGAGUCGUUUGAGGUUGUUUUGCACAGUAUGGAUCCCGAUUGUGUGUGCCGGGAUGUACAGGCGGAUUUUCGGGACGAUAUCGACAGUGUGAAGGACAAGAUCCAUAGGUACCCCGAAAGCAUUCGGGAUCUCGGUGAUUGGUACACGGCGCCGAGGACAGUGGCCAUCGGCCCUUACCACCACAACAGCCGACAGCAGCUCAAGAAGGCGGAGCAGGUGAAGCAUGUGGCUUCGUGUCAAUGUGUCACAGAAUCAGGGCGCUCGUUGCAGGAGCUGUACGACGCGGUCGUCUCCGCCGCCGCCGACGCCCGCCGCUUCUACGACAAGGAUGCGGUGGCAGGCAUCAGCGAUGAAGACUUCCGGCAUAUGAUGUUCUUUGAUGCUUGCUUCCUGGUGCAGUACAUGGUCUGUACUAGUACUAGUACUACUACUGUCCCAAGCCCAACAACGGAGGAGGCGAAGGCGGAUCAAUGGCUGGCUGAGUUCUUCUACGCCAACAGCAGCGGCAUCGACCAUGACGUCUGGCUGCUUGAGAACCAGCUCCCCUGGAAGGUGGUUGAGAGCGUCAUGAACUUCAGGCCAGUGAACCUGGAGAAGUUCGUUGGUAAAUGGAUAGAUAGUCUGCAUGACCGCAAGGAUCUCAAAGGAAAGUCUUUCGCCUUGGAUGACAGUUACGACACACCACAUCUCCUUGGCCUCCUCCGGCACCACAUUGUAGGGAGUAGAACAAAAACCAGCUGGAAGCCCAAGGAUAAAGAUCAGUUCAAGUCACUGUCAAUUUCUGUCAGUGCCAUCGAGCUCGCCAAAAUCGGCAUCACUCUCACAGUCAACGAAACUGGCAAGCUCAUUGACAUGGGCCUCGACGACAGGAGCUUCUCCGCUGAGCUCUCACUGGCGCCGCUGUCCCUCAACUAUGCACGCGCCAGCCGGCUCGUCAACAUGGCUGCUCUCGAGAUAUGCUGCUUGACCCCAACUACUCUUACAUAUAACAUUGAGGAGUCAGCCGUCUGCUCGUAUCUUCUCCUCCUGUCGAUGUUGGCGCAGAAGGAGGACGACGUGCACGAGCUGCGAAGGCAUGGUGUCCUGGAAGGAGGAGCUGGGCUAACCAACAAGCAGGUGCUCGACUUCUUCACAUGCCUUCAGAGCCUGCCCGACGGGCUAUGCUCUACCUUGACAUUGCUGCAGAUCGAGGAUUACAGGUUGAAGAGGAAGAUGUUGGCCAAGGGGCACGCGUUUUGGUACAAGCACAAGAAUACCAUCUACAAGAUCUUAUCCGCCAUUGCUUUCUUGGGUACACUUAUCGGCCUCUUACAAAAAUUCAAGUCUCUUUAAUUUCAGCCGCCGCCCCUUGAUCAUGCAUAUCUUCGGUUCUAGUACUAUUUAUUAUCGCUUACUUUAUUUGGUAGUGAUUUCCUCUGUAGCUACAAGUAACUUCCCUUCUCAAUGUACCUGAAUUCCGUUUAAUUUGUAGCAAAAAGUUUGCUUAGUAGCUUUCUGAUUCUCGAGCUACUUACUGUGUUGCUGUAUCAGUUUGCCAAUUAUAUUGCACCACCGUGAAAGUGGCAAACCCCA